Molecule: messenger RNA, 1966 nt
Organism: Dipodomys ordii (Ord's kangaroo rat)
Lineage: Eukaryota; Metazoa; Chordata; Mammalia; Rodentia; Heteromyidae
Gene: Fam20a
Product: family with sequence similarity 20, member A
Exons: 11
Coding region: 1-1626 (541 amino acids)
Cellular component (GO): Golgi apparatus
Molecular function (GO): protein serine/threonine kinase activator activity
Source: RefSeq, a predicted model, not a curated record
AUGCCCGGGCUGCGCCGGGACCGCCUGCUGACCCUGCUGCUGCUGGGCGCGCUCUUCUCCGCCGAUUUCUACUUCCACCUCUGGCCGCAAGUGCAGCGCCAGCUGCGCUCCCCGGGGCGCCCUCCGCGCUGCCCGUGCUCCGUCCGCGCCCCCGCCGCCGCCGCCUCGGACCCGGGCUCCACCGCCGCGGCGCACAACUUUUCCCAAGCCAGGUGGCGGGCCGAGGCGGCGCGGCGGCCGCGGGCCGAGCGGGCCGAGGGGGCGGCCGGCCGCUCCAAGCUGCAGGCCCUGUUCGCCCACCCGCUCUACGGGGUCCCCGAGGAGCCGCCGCCCCUACUGGGACCCGAAGACGUGCUGCUGGCCGGCCCCGAGGCGCUGCGCUAUUACCGAAGGAAGGUGAUCCGGUGGAACAGACGACACCGGAUGUACAGAGAGCAGCUGAACCUCACCUCCCUGGACCCACUAGAGCUCCGACCCGAGGCCAGCUGGGUCCAGUUCCACCUGGGGAUCACCCGCCAUGGGCUGUACUCCCGGCCCAGUCCCGUGGUCAGCAAGCUCCUGCAUGACAUGAGGCACUUCCCCACCAUCAGCGCCGAUUACACUCAGGACGAGAAAGCCUUGCUGGGGGCUUGUGACUGCACACAGAUCGUGAAACCCAGCGGGGUCCACCUGAAACUGGUGCUGAGGUUCUCAGACUUCGGGAAGGCCAUGUUCAAACCCAUGAGACAGCAGCGAGAUGAGGAGACACCCCCAGACUUCUUCUAUUUCAUUGACUUUCAGAGACACAAUGCUGAGAUUGCAGCUUUUCACCUGGACAGGAUUCUGGACUUCCGACGGGUACCACCCACAGUUGGGAGGCUGGUGAAUGUCACCAAGGAAAUCCUAGAGGUCACCAAGAAUGAAAUCUUGCAAAGUGUUUUCUUUGUCUCUCCAGCCAACAACGUGUGCUUCUUCGCCAAGUGCCCGUACAUGUGCAAGACGGAGUACGCAGUCUGUGGGAACCCACACUUACUGGAGGGCUCGCUCUCUGCCUACCUGCCAUCCCUCAACCUGGCCCCCAGGCUGUCUGUGCCCAAUCCCUGGAUCCGUUCCUACACACUCGCAGGAAAAGAGGAGUGGGAGAUCAACCCCCUUUACUGUGACACGGUCAAACAGAUCUACCCUUACAACAACAGCAACCGGCUUCUCAAUGUCAUCGACAUGGCCAUCUUCGACUUCUUGAUAGGAAACAUGGACCGCCAUCACUAUGAGAUGUUCACCAAAUUCGGGGAUGAGGGGUUCCUCAUUCACCUUGACAAUGCCAGAGGGUUCGGACGUCAUUCCCAGGACGAAAUCUCCAUCCUCGCGCCUCUCUCGCAGUGCUGCAUGAUAAAAAAGAAAACCCUUCUGCACCUGCAGUUAUUGGCUCAGGCUGACUACAGACUCAGUGAUGUGAUGCGGGAGUCACUUCUAGAAGACCAGCUCAGCCCAGUCCUCACAGAACCGCACCUCCUGGCCCUGGACCGCAGACUCCAAAUCAUCCUCCAGACUGUGGAGGACUGCAUAGAGGCCCACGGGAAGCACAGGGUCAUAGCCGAUGGCCGACAGGGAGCCCCGGCCUCAGGCCAGGCUAAUCCAACAAGCUAAUGACUACAAAGGUUGAUUUCAGCACACACCUGAGCCAGCAGGGGACGCCUGUGCAGAUGGCAGCUUCCUCAGUGCUGGGGGGGCGGAGGAGGCAGUCAUGUUUGAAACAGCAAAUGGGAUCCACUGAGCUUCAUGGUGACUCCUUGACAGAGGCCACUGCUCCAGUAGAACACUACUGGGGUGUCAUCUCCCCACAAAGCCAGGCUUCCUGAAGGCCACAGAUCCAUCUUCUGAGCACACUGGGAAAUCUGCACAGGGGCCAGGCCCGGAAGGUUCGGGAGCCCUGUAACCAGGACUGUUUUGACUGUAGCAAGUCCAAUAAAAGGACAUCCGUUAGGUA